ACCUCCCCUUGUGGCGUGCAAUCACGUUGCAGCCGUUUGUUGUUACAUCCGGGGAUCGUGGCGAGAUGGUAAUGGCGGAGGGUACUGCAGUUCUGAGGAGAAAUCGGCCGGGAACUAAGGCACAGGACUUCUACAACUGGCCUGAUGAGUCAUUUGAGGAGAUGGACAGCACACUCGCUGUGCAGCAGUACAUCCAGCAGAACAUCCGCUCAGACUGCUCCAACAUCGACAAGAUUCUGGAGCCUCCCGAGGGCCAGGACGAGGGCGUGUGGAAAUAUGAACACCUCAGGCAGUUCUGUCUGGAAUUGAAUGGGCUGGCUGUCAAACUGCAGAGUGAAUGCCACCCAGAUACAUGCACUCAGAUGACUGCCACAGAGCAGUGGAUAUUCCUGUGCGCUGCCCACAAGACCCCAAAAGAGUGCCCAGCCAUCGAUUACACCCGACACACUCUGGAUGGAGCUGCUUGCCUGCUCAACAGCAACAAAUAUUUCCCCAGCCGGGUGAGCAUUAAGGAGUCCUCUGUAGCUAAGCUGGGCUCAGUGUGUCGUCGCGUCUACAGGAUAUUCUCCCACGCCUACUUCCACCACCGCCAGAUAUUUGACAAGUACGAGAAUGAGACAUUCCUGUGUUUCCGGUUCACGCGCUUUGUGAUGAAGUACAGCCUGAUGUCCAAGGAUAACCUGAUUGUGCCCAUCCUGGAGGAGGAGCAGAAUGCUCCCGCUGUUGGGGAGAGUGAGGCCUGAGCAGCAGGCUGCAGCAUGUCAACACUGCCCCUUGUGCAUCUUCUGCCAAGCCCCGCCAGUGUACAGACCCCAUCCUGUCCUGCCCCUGUACAUAUCCCACUGUGACCCAUCUCGCCACUGCACAUGCCCCACAAUGCCCUGUACUGCCCCAUGUAUAUGCCUCCCCCCCACCCCUGUACAUACACUGAUUCACCCCAUCCUCCUUGUACAUACCCCAACCCCAAAAUAUGUGGCCUGGUCUAGUCAGCUCUGUGUUCUGCUUAGUCUCUCUGCCCCUCUUAUAUAAAAUUAUUUAAUGUGUGUGUGUGCGCGUGCGUGCGUGCGUGUGUCUGCGUGGCAGCGAGAUUCUCCCUGCUGCUCCCAGCUGUGGGCUGGCCACUAUACCUUUUUUUUUUUCAAAUUACAAUUUUUUAAAUCUAAAGGUUAUUUUCGUUAUCAGUUAAUAAAAUUGAAUAUAUUACCCAGAA
Anguilla anguilla (European eel) is the source of this 1210-nucleotide messenger RNA. RefSeq names its product MOB-like protein phocein. The record is from RefSeq and is a predicted model, not a curated record. NCBI's taxonomy places the organism in Eukaryota, Metazoa, Chordata, Actinopteri, Anguilliformes, Anguillidae. Gene Ontology annotation, cellular component: cytoplasm. Bases 66 to 743 code for a protein of 225 amino acids. The transcript is spliced from 8 exons.